AGGGGGGUGGAGGCGGAAGUGGCGGCGCCGGUCCCGGGAGUAGGAAGGAGCCGGGGCUGCAGCCGGAGUGGAGCGGCUGCCAGCCGAGGAGCAGGCGCGGCCGCGGCGCCAUAUUGCGGCCCCAAGCGGCCGCGACCGAGUCAUGGCCGAGACCUACGACUUCCUCUUCAAAUUCCUGGUGAUUGGCAGCGCAGGAACUGGAAAAUCAUGUCUCCUUCAUCAGUUCAUUGAGAAUAAGUUCAAACAGGACUCCAACCACACAAUUGGCGUGGAGUUUGGAUCACGCGUGGUCAACGUGGGUGGGAAGACUGUGAAGCUACAGAUUUGGGACACAGCCGGCCAGGAGCGGUUUCGGUCGGUGACACGGAGUUAUUACCGAGGCGCGGCUGGAGCUCUGCUGGUGUAUGACAUCACCAGCCGGGAGACCUACAACUCGCUGGCUGCCUGGCUGACGGAUGCCCGCACGCUGGCCAGCCCCAACAUCGUGGUCAUCCUCUGUGGCAACAAAAAGGACCUGGACCCGGAGCGUGAGGUCACUUUCCUGGAGGCCUCCCGCUUUGCCCAGGAGAACGAGCUAAUGUUCCUGGAGACUAGUGCCCUCACGGGUGAGAACGUGGAGGAGGCUUUCCUGAAGUGUGCCCGCACCAUCCUGAACAAGAUCGACUCAGGUGAGCUCGACCCCGAGAGGAUGGGCUCAGGCAUUCAGUAUGGGGACGCAUCCCUCCGCCAGCUGCGGCAGCCUCGGAGUGCCCAGGCCGUGGCCCCUCAGCCCUGUGGCUGCUGAGACGUCCGGAGCCAGCUCACCUGUUCUCCAGGACCAGCCCUGCCCUCUGGCUGGGGCCUAGCCCCAGGCCCUGGGAGGCAGAGCCCCUCACCUGUCCUGGCCCCAGAGAAGCUGCCCCGCCACCUAUCCCCCUUCCCUGGCCUGGUGGGGCCUGGCUGAGGGGCAAGACUGAGCCACGGGGGAAGGGGGAAUCCGUACCUGCUGCUGCUUCCUCUGUCUUGGCUAACCCCUGUCCCCCCUGAAACCCUAACCAUACUCUAAGAGUUCCCAAAGCCUGAGACCAGGGCAUUUGGCCCCAGCUUCCCGCCUGGCCCUGCCAUUGCGAGUAUGUGUUAUUUAUUGCCUGGAGGCCUGUUCAGUCCCUACUCCACCUCCAUAAAGCAUUGUUUACACCUGC
This is a messenger RNA of Neofelis nebulosa (Clouded leopard), 1181 nucleotides long. It is a transcript of the gene RAB4B, whose product is annotated as RAB4B, member RAS oncogene family. The record is from RefSeq and is a predicted model, not a curated record. Gene Ontology annotation, cellular component: endosome. Gene Ontology annotation, molecular function: GTPase activity; GTP binding. Bases 143 to 784 code for a protein of 213 amino acids. The transcript is spliced from 8 exons. Gene Ontology annotation, biological process: regulation of endocytosis; Rab protein signal transduction. Lineage: Eukaryota; Metazoa; Chordata; Mammalia; Carnivora; Felidae.